AUGUCUCCCCAUCAUUCCCAUCAAAAGCACCACGCUCCCCGUCUACACCGCGUCGGAAAAUGGAUGCCCUCUACCCUGGACGAGCACCACGAAUGGGUGGGAGGUGUGAUCGCCCACGUCGACCGCAACAAGCCCGAUAAGCUCCACCCCGUCCUGAAGGAAUUCCAGGACCUCAUUGAGUCUAACACGAGGGUUUACCUGCUCAUGUCCGCCAUGUUCGGCGAAAUCCCGCGCAACCGGACCUACGCGACCGACCCAACGGGCUGCCCACAGCUCCGCGACUACAAGCACAUGCUGGAAGUCCUUAACCACCUCAUCACCACCGCCCCCUCCUGGAACGACUUCUCCCACCGCGUAGGCCUCGUCGGCCUGCCCAUUAACGCCAUUCUUGACUGGCCAAUGGGUACCCCCUCCGGGUAUGCCGCCUUCCUCGACCCCGACGUCAACCGCAUGCUCAAGAAGGUCCUCAACGCCUGGGGUGAUUUCCUCAAGUCCCCCGACUCCGCUUCCGUUCUCGACGACUCAAAGAACGGCUGGUUUGGCGAGACGGGGAAGUCGGACCUGGUCGAAGUGGCCAACCUGGGCGGCAAAACUAACCACAACUUCGAAGAGAUGUUCAUCUGCGACCCAUCCGCGCCGCACCACGGCUACAAGUCGUGGGACGACUUCUUCACGCGCCUGUUCCGCGAGGGAAUCCGACCUGUCGCCUCUCCGGACGACGACAAGGUGAUCGCCAACGCCUGCGAGUCGAAGCCCUACAAGGUCGCGUACAACGUGAAGGCGCGCGACUCGUUCUGGAUCAAGCACCAGCCCUACUCGAUCAACGACAUGCUGGCGUUCGACCCACUGGCAGAGCAGUUCAACGGCGGCACCGUCUACCAGGCUUUCCUCAGCGCGCUAAGCUACCACCGCUGGCACAGCCCCGUUUCCGGGAAGAUCGUCAAGGCCUACGUGGUGGACGGCACGUACUACUCGGAGCCCCUGUUCGAGGGAAUCGGCGACCCCGACCCCACCGAGAAGCACAAGCAUGGCAUCGACGCCUGUGGCGAGGUCACCUCGCAGGGCUUCCUGACAGCCACGGCCACCCGCGCCAUCAUGUUCAUCGAGUGCGACAACCCGGAUAUCGGCCUCAUGGCGUUCUUGGGUGUGGGCAUGUGCGAGGUCUCGACCUGCGACAUCACCGUCGCGGAGGGCCAGCAUGUCAACAAGGGUGACGAGCUCGGCAUGUUCCACUUCGGUGGCUCCACGCACUGUUUGCUCUUCAGGAAGGGCGUCAAUGUCCAGGGCUUCCCCUCGACGGACACCGAUCAGAACGUGCCUGUCCGGAGUCAGGUGGCGUACGUUGCUUGA
Messenger RNA from Aspergillus homomorphus CBS 101889, 1350 nucleotides. RefSeq names its product phosphatidylserine decarboxylase family protein. NCBI's taxonomy places the organism in Eukaryota, Fungi, Ascomycota, Eurotiomycetes, Eurotiales, Aspergillaceae. The transcript has 2 exons. The record is from RefSeq and is a predicted model, not a curated record. Gene Ontology annotation, biological process: phosphatidylethanolamine biosynthetic process. Gene Ontology annotation, molecular function: phosphatidylserine decarboxylase activity. Bases 1 to 1350 code for a protein of 449 amino acids. Gene Ontology annotation, cellular component: mitochondrion.